Messenger RNA from Exophiala mesophila, 3846 nucleotides. RefSeq lists its product as uncharacterized. The coding region runs from base 1 to 3846 and encodes 1281 amino acids. The transcript is spliced from 5 exons. Gene Ontology annotation, biological process: DNA-templated transcription; positive regulation of transcription by RNA polymerase II. NCBI's taxonomy places the organism in Eukaryota, Fungi, Ascomycota, Eurotiomycetes, Chaetothyriales, Herpotrichiellaceae. Gene Ontology annotation, molecular function: DNA-binding transcription factor activity, RNA polymerase II-specific; sequence-specific DNA binding; zinc ion binding. The record is from RefSeq and is a predicted model, not a curated record.
AUGGCACGCCGUCAGGCAUUUGCCUGUUCACGGUGCUUUCGCAGAAAAAAGCGCUGCGAUGCCAAAUUCCCGGCCUGCAGUAAUUGUCAAGCUGCUGGCGUCGAGUGCGUAAGCAUUGACCGCGAGUCGGAGAAUGAUGUUCCAAGAAGCAUCGUCAAGUUUCUGGAACAAUCAAUUGCCGAGCUGGAGAUCGAGAUCAGUACAAGGGACGGAGACAAAAACGUCAACCCGGAGACGGGGACAGCCUUCGAAAUCCUCGCAGAAGGUUCGUCCAGCACUCAUAUCGGUUUACCACGCCCGGAAGAGUCUGCGGACCAUGCUAUGGCGGUUCUCUCAAAAGUCACUGCCGACGCGCAAAAUCUACUCUGUGGCACGGACGUCAUCCGAAACAGUGAAGAGCUUCCCUAUCUGAACGUGAUGCUGCAUGAGGCCCACCUCCCUACUCCCUUGUGGCGGGCCAAUGCUGGCGACGAAAGACAAAUGAGCAUUCCACUCAGGAAAGGCUUGAAGAGCUUUGUCCCUGUCUCGGUCGCCAGAACGUUGCUGGACACCUACAUUUCCAAGAUCCUGCCGCAAUAUCCCAUCUUCCUGGUGAAUGACCUCGAGGACCUCUUCAAUUCCGUUUAUGGGCCGCUAGACCAUCCCAACGCUCCAGCGACACACUACUACAUCAUGUCCAUGAUCAUGGCCAUCACGACCAUGACAUCAAAAUCGGAUGAUAUCUAUCGACCGUUAGCAUUGGCGGAGUCCCUCCAUACAGAAGCACGGGCCCAUGCGAGUGCUCUUGGUACGACAAGCAUCCAGUCCUUGCAAUGCCUGCUUCUCUCCAUCCAACUCGGUUUCCUUUUGCCUCACACUGGCGAUCUGGUUCACUUGGUCAAUGAAGCCAUGCGACUAGCUACCGAAUUGGGCCUGCACCAGGAGCGAACAGUGCCGCCAAGGAUGCCCUCAUGUAUCAUUCAGUUCAGGCGUGCCUUGUUUUGGUCAUGUUAUAUAUUGGACAGAUCAAUCAAUCUAGUAGGCCACCGGUGCUUCGCCAUUCGGGACGAGAACAUCUCCAUUCAAUUUCCCGACCCGCCACCGUGCGCGGGCAUCAGCGAUAUCAAUGGACAAUCUCCUGAGACGCUAGACUACUUGAGAUUUAUCAAUGGUAUACGCCACAGGCAAAUCCAGUCCGAGAUAUGCGCCGUUCAAUUCUGCAAUAAACCGUUUCCUCAGCCUUCAUAUGCCGACUGGCGAGAAGAAAUGGGGCAAAAGGUCUUGAAUUGGCGUACACAAGCUAUGUUUGACAGCCAGGUCAUGCCGUACUGGAUAGAGCUCGCCACAUGGUAUAACGUCUUCACCCUCCACCGGCCUUGUCUACCAAACCCCAGUCCGGAUGUCACUUCGAUAAUCACAUGCUUCACAGCCGCCGAGAAUCUAACCGCCUCAUAUUGGGAAUCAUGCCGCGAAGGACGUUCCAGGUUUCCUUGGCAUACAAUUCACAAUUGCUUCGAGAUCGGCAUUGUUCUGCUUUACAACAUCAGGAGCCAGUCCACCUCCUUCACAGACACUCUGCCGAACGGCCUCACUUCGGCAUUAGACGUACUCAACAAAAUCUCAAAUAUUUUCUGUGCCUUGGCUGACCGAUGGCCGGCAGCGUGGCAAUGUGGCGAAUUCUUCGACAAGGUCAAAAAGGAGGCGCUCAGGAGCUUCUUCAGCGUUUCUGGGACGUCUAAGCCUAGCAAUUUCUCAAACAAUCUCGUCAUCAUCGACGACAUGGUACUACACCGCCCAGGUGACACGCAAUAUGUUCCAGCUUUUGGAGGACGCUCAGAGUUUGACUUCGGUAGGGAGAUGGCCAAUCUACAAAACUGGCGCAAUAUUAGCCAGCCCAUGGAAAAUAUCGAGGUUCAGAACCUGAACAGCGUUGAAUUCUCUACCUUUGACCUGGAGUUUGACGAUGUCGACUGGUCACAGUUUGUCUCUCUUUCUGCCUACAGCGAUCUGGAUAUCUUACCUACUCUCGACGUAGAACCUGUCCUGACACAGGUGGAAACGCCAUCAAAAUUGACAUUUGACCUCUCAUCCACCGAGCGAUACCUUGAAAUUGCCUUCAAACAUCUGCCACCUUGCAGAUACUGCCGAAAACGGAGGACCAGAUGCGAUCGCAUGCUGCCCUCUUGCCGCCAGUGUACAAAACUGGGCGAAGAGUGCAAGUUUUAUGACCCCGUUCUGAUGAAGGACAUCCCCCGGCAAUAUGUCUGUGCCUUGAAAGAGAAUUACGAGAACCUCCGGUCUGCGUUGAAGAAGGCUAGCAGCUCAAGCCGGGGUACUCCCAUUCAACAAGAAAAGAAAACCUCAUCCUUGUCAGCGACUAGUUUCCCCGCACGCAGGCAUGAAAAUCAGGCGAACGACUUCCUGAACGAGGACCACACUCUGGCCGAGGCUGCCUCGAAACUUGGUUCUAUGAGCGUCUUCGACCAGCUCUUUCGGCUUGCUUCAAAAAUGGCCUUGAUGGAUAUGCCCCUCUGUGUUGUUUCUCCCCCUGGAUUGGAGGAAUUUUUGCAAUCCAUGCUCGCUCCGGCUCGACCCAGCCGCGGAGGAACAAGUACUAGUCCUCCUCAUCAUGUGGCCGAAAUGCUUGUACACCAGUAUCAGCACUCAAUCGAGCUGUUGUUUCCUAUUCUGGGAGCUGCAGUUCCCAAAGUCGCAGUUGAUAUCGCAUAUCGCAAGACGAGGGCUGGCGAUUCCGCUACGACCGAAAUGAAUGUGACAUUGUAUCUUGUUUUGGCCAUUACAACUCGAACGCUGAGCAAGAAAAAUCGCGACUUCAAAGACUGGUCCAUGACACUAUUUGAGCGCGCGAGAAGUGAGCUUGGUACCGUGAUGUCUGCAUUAACUUAUCCUUCGGUGCUUUCAGUGCGUCUGAACCUUCUCGUCUGCAUGUAUCUCUGGCUGGAUCCUGCAGCAGGCAAUGUCUGGAGAUGGAGUGGCCAGGCUUCGCGAUCUGCCAUGGAUCUGCGAAGAGUGCUAUACUCGCAGGAUAAUCCCUCAUGGGACGAAUGGAUCAUCUACACGACUUUGUUCCGAAUGGAGACCGAUCUCAGCGUCUCAUAUGGGCGACCACCGCAACUCAUUGAGGCCGAGGUUCCGGCUAAUAUGGAGAUCCCAACCGACCAGAGGGUGUUCCCCCACCUCCUCUACGAGCUAUCACGGUUCAAAUAUCGAUCUCACGUGGCAAGUCUAGGCUCGCAACUUGGCGACCUCCAAGUCCAGGCAAAAUUGCAGGGCUGCAAAGAAGGGAUCGAAGCAUGGCUUGGGAAGUGGACGCAGAGUAUUCACUCGGUAUGCGACAAAGGGUCCGACAACACCACCGCCAGGGCUAGUCUCAUCUCGUGGCUUGAGGUGUACGGCACGUUUCACCACUCUGAAGCGCUUCUGCGGGUUCACAUGCAACCAGUUGGAGAACAGACUUCGGCGCCCGAAGCUGUGGCUGUAGCUCGAGAGGUCAUACGCAGCUUCUCUAGCCUCUAUUUGGGCCAAAGUUCCAUCGUGGAAGGCGAGCUGUUCCCCUCCAGUGCUCAGAAGCCAACCCUGCUCCUGGCGCCGCUUCCAUGGUCAGCUGUACACUCCAUGUGUGCAGCCGGGGUGUUUCUCAUGGAUGUCCUGACCAGUGAGCAGGAUCUCGAGGUCGUGGAACGACUGAAACACGACAUCGAACUUUGCAUAUCACUGCUGUCAUAUUUAGAGAACGAUUCGGAUAAUGCAGCAGCAGGACUAUCUAAAUCUCUCAAAACACUACGCAAAGCAUGCGGCGAAAAGCGAUGGCCUCAGCAAGGGGCAUGCGGGGACAUCCUAAGCUGA